This is a messenger RNA of Erythranthe guttata (spotted monkey flower), 2912 nucleotides long. Its product is annotated as Leucine-rich repeat protein kinase family protein. Gene Ontology annotation, biological process: protein phosphorylation. Lineage: Eukaryota; Viridiplantae; Streptophyta; Magnoliopsida; Lamiales; Phrymaceae. Gene Ontology annotation, molecular function: ATP binding; protein binding; protein kinase activity. The record is from RefSeq and is a predicted model, not a curated record.
ACUGUUUUUUUUUCGAAGACAGUUUCUAUUCGAUGGAGCAACGAUUCGUUAGCUGGUUCGGCUUAUUUCUAUAUUCAGCAUUCAUAAGCCUCACUCUCGGUUACCAAGACGGUUUCUUGAGUUUAACAUGCGGUGGAACGACAGAUUACGUCGAUUCAUCCAACAUUUCAUGGACACCGGAUAUAAACUACGUGACAAAAGGCAACAUCACGAGUGUGGUUUCCUCAGACGGAACCACCCCAAAAACCCUCAGAUAUUUCCCCGAAUUUUCGGGCAGAAACUGUUACAGGCUCCCAAUAAAGAACAUCUCGUCUUCAAUUCUCGUUAGGACAACAUUUGUCUACAAAAACUACGACGGACUUAAUAAACCACCCGUAUUCUCUGUCUCCCUCGGGACAGCUGUAACCACCACCGUUAAUCUUGCUCACACGGAUCCAUGGAUCGAAGAAUUUAUAUGGCCAUCAGCUAAUAAUAAUCACAAAGAUUUUCUACCGUUGUGUUUUCACUCGAUUCCCAACGGUGGAUUUCCCGUUAUAUCCUCACUCGAACUCCGGAACCUUCCUCAGGGAGCUUACCUUCCGGAAGAUUCCAACGAUAAUAAGCUUCUAAGGAAAUCACACCGUAUUAACUGCGGUUAUAGUGACGGAACACUAAGGUACCCUUUGGAUCCGUAUGACCGAUUAUGGGAUGCUGACGAGGAUUACUCACCUUAUCACGUAUCGACUGGGUUCGACAUUGAGAGUAACUUCGAUUUGUCGAAGAUUAAAGAGAGCCCUCCUUGUGUUGUUCUUCAGACAGCAAGAGUUCUUGCAAGGUGGAACAACCUAGUAUAUAGGCUGCCACUAGAUAAUGUAGGAGAUUACUAUGUUGUCCUUUACUUUGCUGGGAUUUUACCUGUUUCGCCAACUUUCGAUUUACUGAUUAACGGUGAGGUUGUUCGGUCGAAUUACACGGUGGCUCGUUGGGAAGCCAACGGUAUAUUCUUUAGUGUGAAAGGAAUCAAGGAGUUGAAUAUUACAUUAAAGACGAUUACAUACUAUCCUUUAGUGAACGCUCUCGAGGUUUACGAGAUUCUUGAAAUUCCCUUGGAAUCUUCUUCAACCACAGUAUCGGCUCUUCAGGUUAUACAACAAUUUACGGGGCUCGAUUUCGGGUGGGAAGAUGAUCCGUGUUCGCCUACACCAUGGGAACAGAUCGAAUGUGAUGGAAAUCUUGUCACUUCUUUGAAACUUUUCGACGUUAAUUUGAGGACGAUAAUCCCUACAUUUGGUGAUCUACUCGACCUUAAAUCACUAGAUCUGCACAACACUUCUCUUGCCGGAGAGAUACCAAACUUGGGUGGUCUCCAACAUCUCGAAAAACUGAACUUGAGCUUCAAUCAGAUAACUUCAUUUGGCUCCGAUUUCGAAGAUUUGAUCAACAUUCAAGUCCUGGACCUGCAAAAUAAUAGUUUGCAAGGCACAGUACCUGAAAGCUUUGAAGAGCUAAGAGACCUUCAUUUAUUGAAUCUGGAGAACAAUAAGCUACAAGGGCCACUCCCACAGUCACUGAACAGAGAAAGCUUAGAAGUCAGGACAUCCGGAAACCUGUGCCUUUCAUUCUCACUAACAUGCAAUCAGCUUUCAAUAAACCCGUUACUUCAAGCUCCGCAAGUUACAAUCUUUACGCCAAAGAAGCACAAAUACCAAAGCCAUUUGAUCGUUCUACUAUGUGCAGUUGGAGGAGCCGUUCUUGCUCUCUUUGUUAUUUCGUUCUCGGCUAUCGUGUACAUAAAGAGAAAGAAAGCCGAGAAAAGCUAUUCACCAAGUUCUGCAAUGGACAUGCAUAAAUGGGGUUCAUCGAAAAUAUUCACUUAUAAAGAGAUAAAAGCAACUACAAAUAACUUCAAAGAAGCUAUUGGCCGCGGUAGCUUCGGAUGUGUGUAUGUCGGCAAGCUUCCAGGUGGCAAAUCAGUAGCUGUUAAAGUUCGUUUCGAUAAAUCUCAGCUAGGCGCCGAUUCUUUCAUCAAUGAGGUGUCUCUCUUAUCACAAAUUCGACAUCAGAAUCUGGUGUCGUUGGAAGGGUUCUGCUGCGAAUCGAAGCAGCAAAUACUCGUUUACGAAUAUUUAUCCGGAGGAUCAUUGGCAGAUAAUCUUUAUGGUGCAAAGAGCAAGAAACUGACACUAAGCUGGGUUCGGAGACUGAAAAUCGCUGUCGAUGCAGCAAAAGGUUUGGAGUACCUACACAACGGAAGUGAACUACGUAUAAUCCAUCGUGACGUAAAAAGCAGUAAUAUUCUUUUAGACAACGAGAUGAAUGCUAAAGUUUCCGACUUUGGCCUUUCGAAGCAAGUGACUAAAUCAGAUGCAUCACAUGUCACCACUGUAGUCAAAGGCACUGCAGGCUAUCUUGAUCCUGAGUAUUAUUCGACUCAACAGUUGACAGAGAAAAGUGAUGUGUAUAGCUUUGGGGUUGUACUUCUGGAGCUGAUAUGCGGCCGAGAACCCCUAACUCACACCGGCUCUCCAGAUUCGUUCAACUUGGUUCUAUGGGCAAAACCAUACCUGCAGGCUGGUGCAUUUGAGAUUGUGGACGAAACUAUAAAGGGGGGUUUCGAUGCAGAAAGCUUGAGACGGGCUUCUUUGAUUGCAUGCAGAUCGGUCGAAAGAGAUGCACUUCGUCGACCAAGUAUUUCACAGGUUCUUGCUGAGCUCAAAGAAGCUUAUAGUCUCCAGCUAGCCUAUCUUGCCUCUUCUGGUCUUGUGUGAAUUAGUAUUAUUAUUAUUAUAUAUCUUUUUUAUGUAUGAGAGCUUAUUUAUCAUAAUAUUUUGUAUGGUAUACUGAAGAGAGAGGAGACAUAAUCUAUAGUGUGAAGAGAAUCAGAGAUGAUGAAAUCCUAUGUUAUCUUUAAUCCACGUGAUAGAAUUAGUAUG